AGUCAUAGUGGUUAUGUUAUUUUGGCUUUCUGUAAGAAUGGGGUUUGUUGUUGUUUUGCAGUUUUGUACUGCAUUUCUUCUCUUUAAGGAGGGGUUUUGUAGUAAUGGCUGGGAAUCUCAUAGAAAGAAUACCUGGGGGUCUCAGAAGCUACCCUCUUUACCUAGGGGAGGUAGUACUUCUCACAGCUCUCUUUCUAAGCUUGGUUCUCCUCUGCAUUUUCUAGCCCCUGGUAGCUCUGCUGUUCAGUUUAAGAGUAUGCCUUUUCUUCGGACUGUUGCUGUUGUGUGUAAUGAGGCUGAUUUGUUGGUCACUGUCCAGAAGGACUUUUUUGGAACAGGCCACUUAGUAAAAGAGGCUGAACUUACUUUAGGUUCUGCUGGCUGUGUCCCUACUUCUAUGAAUGCUACUACAAUUACUUUCCAGUAUGGACUUCAUGAAUGUGGAAGCACCUUAAAGAUGACUUCUGACUACUUUGUGUAUAGCACAAGUCUCCUUUAUAGUCCUACAACUAACCUGGUUAUCAUAAGAACGAAUGAAGCUGAGGUUCCUAUCCAGUGCUAUUACCCAAGAAAGGAUAAUGUGAGCAGUAAUGCUAUACAGCCUACUUGGAUACCAUAUAGAUCAACCCUGUCCUCUCAGCAGAGAAUGACCUUCUCACUAAGACUCAUGAAUGACGACUGGAGUACUCCAAGGGCUUCCAGAGAAUUCUACCUGGGAGAUGUACUGCACAUUGAAGCUUCUGUCUCUACAGACAACCAUGUUCCUCUGCGACUGUUCAUUGAUAGCUGUGUGGCAACAUUGCAAGAAGAUGAGAGUUCUAAUCCCAAAUAUUCCAUCAUUGAUAAUUAUGGAUGCCUUGGGGACAGUAAGCUGACAGAUUCCUCAUCAGCCUUUAAGUCUCCAAGACCUCAAGACAACACCCUUCAGUUUGACUUGUUGGCUUUCAGGUUCUUCAAAGAGUCCAAACAUGAGAUCUACAUCACAUGCCAUGUGAAAGCUGUGAGCAUUUCCCAAGUACCAGAUUCUACAAACAAAGCCUGCUCCUUCAUAAAACCUGGGAAUUUCUGGUCUGCCAUAGAGGGUGUCAGUAACAUCUGCAGCUGCUGUGAUGCAAGGAACUGUGGACCGGCUACCAGGAGUAAACUAAAGCCUUCUGGAAGAAGACAUUGGAAAAGGGAGACCCUAAAGGGAUCGCAAGCAAAUGUGCAUCUUGGACCAAUACUGAUCUCUGAAGACCCUGUGCAAGAAGUGAAGGCUUACCAUCCCAUGGAACGGAGCAUGUACAGUUCUGCUGUUGAAGCCAUGGCCUUUUCCAUACUUGGAGUUGGAAUCCUAGCUUUGUGUGCUGCUAUCAUAGUUUAUGUAAAGCACAAAUCACUAAUGUAAUUUUCACAAAUAUGAAAAUAAAAAUUAUGAAAAUAAA
Molecule: messenger RNA, 1424 nt
Organism: Protopterus annectens (West African lungfish)
Lineage: Eukaryota; Metazoa; Chordata; Ceratodontiformes; Protopteridae
Product: zona pellucida sperm-binding protein 3-like
Exons: 9
Coding region: 14-1387 (457 amino acids)
Biological process (GO): binding of sperm to zona pellucida; egg coat formation; positive regulation of acrosome reaction
Cellular component (GO): extracellular matrix
Molecular function (GO): acrosin binding
Source: RefSeq, a predicted model, not a curated record